AUGAAUCGGUGCGUCCCCGAUUUUGAAAUGGAGGAUGAUUAUUCAAUUCCCACUUCCUCUGCCCCGAACCGCCUCAGAAAAUCAUCCCUGCCAGAUGAUGAGAUCAUGGAGCUGCUAUGGCAAAACGGUCAAGUUGUGAUGCAGAGCCAGAACCAAAGGCCUUUGCCUAACAACAAAAAGUCGUCACAGGCCCCAUCCAAAUACGACGCCGUCUUGCCCGAAGACAGAGACAUCCCCAGACCCCAACCCCAUCCCACACCUCAAAACCACCAGCUGUUUAUGCACGAAGACGAAAUGGCCUCUUGGCUUCAGUACCCUCUCGUCGACGACCCCUUUUGCGCCGACCUCCUAUACCCCGAUUCCUCCACCGUUCAUCAAACCAACACCACCGCCGCCGCCGCCGAACUCCGGCCUAAUCCUACUUCUGCGCCGCCGUCCAAGCCGCCGAUUCAUCCACCGAGGAGGACCGAGCUCCAGAACUUUCUCCACUUCUCCAGGACCAACAACAACAAGGAGAGGGUUUCGGAAGCGGCGCCGUCCAGCUCCAAGAGCGUGGUGAGGGAAUCGACGACGGUGGUGGACUCCUGCGAUACUCCGCUGGUGGGACACAGCUCUAGGGCUUUGGAUUCCGGGCUCGACGGCGGCGGCGGCGGAGUGACUGCCGGUGCUGCGACGUCGUUUGUUACUGUCGCUACUGCUAAUGCUGCGACGUCGUUUCCUGGGAAAGAGAUUAUGACGUGUGAGAUGUCGCUGACUUCGUCUCCCGGCGGCUCCAGUGCGAGUGCCAGCGCGAGCGCCGAGCCGAUAUCGUCUCAGAAGCCGCGGGCGGACGAGGAUCGGAAGCGGAAAGGGAGAGAAGCCGAGGACGACGGCGAGUUUCAGAGCGAGGAUGUUGAGUUUGAAUCUGCCAAUGGAAAAAAACAAGCCCGAGGAUCAAGGUCUACAAAGAGAUCCCGGGCUGCCGAGGUUCACAAUCUCUCCGAGAGGAGACGGCGAGAUAGGAUAAAUGAAAAGAUGAAGGCCUUACAAGAACUAAUACCUCGUUGCAACAAGUCAGACAAAGCGUCAAUGCUGGAUGAAGCAAUUGAGUACUUGAAAUCACUUCAGUUACAAGUACAGAUGAUGUCCAUGGGAUGCGGCAUGGUACCUAUGAUGUUUCCUGGUGUUCAGCAGUAUAUGCCGAUGGGGAUGGGGAUGGGAAUGGGAAUGGGCAUGGGAAUGGAAAUGGCGGGCAUGACCCGGCCUAUGAUGCCAUUUCCGAAUGUGCUAGCUGGUUCAUCCAUGCCAACAGCGGCUGCACAUUUGGGACCUAGGUUCCCUGUGCCACCAUUUCAUAUGCAGCCUGUUCCUGCAAAUGAUCCUGCCAGAGUUCAAGCAACAAAUCAGUCAGAUCAAAUGCUAAACACGCUUGCUGCUCAAAAUCCAAACCAAUCACGUAUGCCAAAUUUUGCAGAUCCUUAUCAGCAGUUUUUCAAUCCCCAGCAGAUGCAGUUGCCACUACAGCAGAAUCAAGCAAUGGCUCAGCCUAGUAGCAAGCCAAGUUCCAGUAAGGGACCUGAAACUCACGAAAAUCAUCAAUCAGGUUGA
This is a messenger RNA of Prunus armeniaca (apricot), 1587 nucleotides long. The record is from the annotation of a GenBank genome assembly. NCBI's taxonomy places the organism in Eukaryota, Viridiplantae, Streptophyta, Magnoliopsida, Rosales, Rosaceae.